Molecule: messenger RNA, 1071 nt
Organism: Gadus morhua (Atlantic cod)
Lineage: Eukaryota; Metazoa; Chordata; Actinopteri; Gadiformes; Gadidae
Product: alpha-2-macroglobulin-like protein 1
Exons: 7
Coding region: 61-1056 (331 amino acids)
Source: RefSeq, a predicted model, not a curated record
GGCUGUGCAACGCACUUCAUUAGGGUAGCAUUUGGCCCAAGAGAUCAAACGUACCGGGACAUGUUUGAGGUGACGGCUGAAAUGGAGGAGUAUGGCACUGGGGUGGUCAUUCAAGCCAGUGGCCAAACGCCCUUCUCUGUUAAUGUCAGAGAACUCACAUUUGAGAAUGUUGCAGAUAAUACUGCCUAUAAGCCAGGGAUCCCAUUCGAGGGCAAGGUCAAGCUGACUGGAAUAGACAGGAAGGCGGUGGGGGACGAGGUGGUAUAUCUAUACGUGGACGUCAACGCAGCGUCGUACAACCUCACGCUUCUGACCCAAGACAACGGCAUGGCUUCUUUCUCCCUGGACACCUCCCUGUGGAAGAACAGCGUGGUUCUUACGGCAAGCUCUAGACCCAAGGAAGAACGGCAGUCAUUUGUGCAUGGGGAACGCCUGCCUGCAUACCCCUCGGCAGUACUGACCAUGGGGCCGUUCUACUCUAAGAGCAAGAGCUUCGUGAAGAUCUCAGCCAACGGCCACAAGAGCCUCUGUGAGGGGGAGUCCCAGGUGGGCGCCCAGUACAUCAUCCAGGGCGAGGAGCUUAGGCCGGGGCAGGAGGAACUGCCCUUCUACUACACCGUGAUGUCCAAAGGUGCAAUAAUGAGGCAUGGGCAUCUUCCAGUUGCUGUAAAAGAAGGAAUCGUCAACAAAGGAGUGCUAUCCAUCCCCCUGCUUGGAAAAGCUGCCCUCAGCCCAUAUGCCCAAGUGGUGGUGUACACUUUGAUGCCAAGUGGGGAGGUGUUGGCGGAUAACAAGGACUUCCCAGUGGACCAGUGCUUCGAGAAUAGGGUGAAGCUGGAGUUCUCAGCAGAUCGAGAGCUGCCUGGAGGAGAGGCCUCGUUUCGCCUGGAGAGCCAGCCAGGAUCCUUGUGCUCCGUCAGGGCGGUGGACCAGAGCGUCCUUCUGCUGCAGCCGGAUCAGGAGCUCAGCGCUUCUUAUGUACGUUCUCACACUCUUACCAAAGACAUAGACUCCAUCCCAGGACAACCAGUGAUGAUGACCCAGCUCAAAGGAUGAUUAAUAAGGGUCAGA